AUGAAGACCUAUUUGAGAGGCCAUUCCUUAUGGCAAUAUGUGGAGGAAGAGAGACAAAUCCCUCAACUUGGAGCAAACCCAACACUGAAUCAGAUUAGGAUACAUGAAGAGGAGGUUGCAAAUGCUCCAAGAGCACUCUCCUGCAUCCAUUCUACAGUAACUGACCAGGUCUUCUCCAGGAUAAUGGCAUGUGAUACUCCUAAAGAAGCUUGGGACAAGCUCAAGGAGGAGUUUAGGGGAAGUACCCAAACCAGAAACAUGCAGAUCCUAAACUUGAGGAGAGAGUUUGAAGUGCUCAAAAUGCAAGAAACUGAAAAUGUCAAGGAGUAUUUGGAUAGAUUUAUGAAUGUUGUAAACAAGAUUAAGCUACUUGGUGAGGAGUUGACUGAUCAGCGGAUUGUGGAGAAGGUUUUGGGAUUUCAAGGGGAAAGCAGGAGGUACGCUGGAGAGAAGAAGGGGAAAGAAAAGCUGAGUAAUCAAGGAGGAAUGAAUGUGGGUGUAGCAAGAACUUUUGCUACUUGUCCUCACUGUAGAAAAAAGAACCACUCUGAAAAUAGAUGUUGGUUCAGGCCUAGCAUUCAAUGUAGGUCUUGUAAAGAAUUUGGGCACAUUGAAAGAGUGUGUAAGAACAAAGGGAAUCAGCAGGAACAACAAGCUCAAGCUGUGGAAAGUUCCCAGCACUCUCAGCAGAUAGAAGAAAGUUUAGAGCAACUGUUUGUGGUAUCUGAAUGCAUGGUUGCAAGCAGCCCUGACGUGUGGUUGAUUGACAGCGGCUGCACCAACCAUAUGACCCUAAAUGCCAGUAAUUUCAUGAGCCUAGAUAAGGGUUACCAAUCCAAGGUGAAAGUGGGAAAUGGUGAACUGCUAGAGGUGAAAGGCAAAGGUGAUGUUGCUAUCCAAACCAAAAUAGGUACUAAACUCAUAGCUGAUGUUUUGUUUGUGCCUAAAAUCAGUUUGAGCCUACUUAGUGUAGGACAAAUGUUAGAGAAAAAUUAUUCUUUGCAUUUCAAGGACCUCACUUGUGUUAUUUUAGAGAGUGAUGGGACAGAAUUGAUGAAGGAUGACAUGGGUGCAUUUCUUGAACCAAAAAUGUGUGGUAGCUACUACGUUCAAAAGGUUCAAGCUGUUGGUUGA
This is a messenger RNA of Pistacia vera, 1134 nucleotides long. RefSeq lists its product as uncharacterized. The transcript has 3 exons. The record is from RefSeq and is a predicted model, not a curated record. The coding region runs from base 1 to 1134 and encodes 377 amino acids. Gene Ontology annotation, molecular function: zinc ion binding; nucleic acid binding. Lineage: Eukaryota; Viridiplantae; Streptophyta; Magnoliopsida; Sapindales; Anacardiaceae.